UCACGCAUGGUACCUAAAAUCAUCUCUCAUACUGUAUAUUAGUAUCAACGAUUACCGUAGAUUGCUGCAGGUCAGUAAAAUAACAAAUGAAUAUAUUCGAUUAUCUUCAAACGCGAAAAUGGGCUAAAAAUGUAAAGCGCAAACGUUAUUUCUACUCUUAUCAAAUAAAAAGUAUAAUCUUUGAUUAUAAUUCAAGUGUUUUUUACAAAAGGGUCUAACUUGAUUUGUUUUAGCUAUGAUAAAUUUCAUAGUACUUACACCUCCACCUUUUUCAAGUAUACCGAUAAUUAUUUUUAAAUUAAAAAAUUAUUACAUUUUUGUGAGCCAUGUUCCUUGAUAGGUUGACAUUUAUUUUGGUCAUUGCUAUUCUGCAAGGAUAUGCUGAAAGCGGAAUACUGUAUCCUAGAGAAUCAGCCACUAGGGAAAAAUUAUCACUAGAUGGUUUGUGGUAUUUUUCUUUAUCUACAAAUGGAUCAAAUCCUAGAGAAGGCCUUACGGGUAAUGUAAAUGACCACGAUGUGGCUUUAAUGCCAGUACCAUCGAGUUUUAAUGACAUCCCAACGAGUUUGGGUGCAAGAGACCAUCUUGGAGCAGUCCUUUAUGAAAGAACGUUCUUGGUACCAAAUAGCUGGAAAUCUGAUAAAAAAAUUUGGAUAAGAUUCGGAUCAGUUUGUUAUUCCGCAGAAGUCUACAUCAAUGGUAAAUUAGCUGUGUCUCAUCAAAUUGGGCACUUGCCAUUUGCAGCUGAAAUUACAUCCCUAUUAACAGAUGAUGAAAAUACAGUUCGUGUCAUAGUUGACACCACAUUAACUAGUACAAGUAUUCCUCAAGGAUCCAUCUCUACUCUUCCAGGUGGAAGAAAGAAGCUGGACUACACAUUUGAUUUCUUCAAUUAUGGAGGAAUUGAUAGACCCGUGUUUCUGUAUACCACUCCACAAACAUACAUUGAUGAUAUUCAUAUAACAACUACUGUAGAAGGCAAUACAGGUACUGUUGCCUACUGGGUAGAUGUAGCGGGAUCUCUCCCAACAAUUACUUACAAAGUAGAAGUUAUAGAUAAAAAUAAGAAAGUGGUAGCUACAAAUAACGGUGCUAACGGAGAAAUAAAAAUUGCUAACGCUAAUCUUUGGUGGCCAUAUUUAAUGGACGAUAACCCAGGAUAUUUGUAUACAUUAAGGGUUCAGCUGGUAAGCGCCACUAAUAACAUAAUAGACUCUUACUCGCAUCCAUUUGGAAUACGGCAAAUAGGAUGGGACAGCACAAGUGUUACCAUCAAUGGAAGGCCCAUUUACAUUAGAGGCUUUGGAAGACAUGAAGAUUCUGAUAUUCGAGGUAAAGGAUUGGACCUUCCUCUGAUUAUCCGAGAUCACAAUUUGAUCAAAUGGAUUGGUGCUAAUGCUUACAGAACUUCGCAUUAUCCAUACGCUGAAGAAAUUAUGGAUCUGGCUGAUAGAUUGGGGAUAAUGAUUCUUGAUGAAGUACCAGCUGUAAAUACCGAGAAUUACAAUAACGAUUUAUUGGAAAAUCAUAAACGGUCUUUGACAGAACUUUAUAAAAGGGACAAGAAUCGCCCGAGCGUUGUUAUUUGGUCUAUCGCCAACGAACCCAGAACUCAGCUGGCAGAAUCAGAAGAUUAUUACAGGCAUGUCUCAGCUCAUAUCAAAUCUUUCGACCAAACUAGGCCGAUAACAAUUGCUAAUUGUUACGGAUAUGAUGUCGAUCAUUCUGGUCAAUUUUUGGACAUCUUGGGGGUUAAUAAAUACGCUUCUUGGUAUGAGUAUCCCGGAGAAUUGGACACCAUCGUUCCCAAAGUGGUUGAACAAUGUGAAGGAUGGCACAAGAAAUAUAACAAGCCAGUUUUAGUUACGGAAUAUGGAGCAGACACCUUGGAAGGAUACCAUGUGUUGCCUACAUACGUUUGGUCGGAGGAAUUCCAAGUCAAAAUGAUGGCACAGCAUUUUAAAGCAUUUGAUCAAUUAAGAGCACAAGGGUGGUUCAUUGGAGAAAUGAUAUGGAACUUUGCUGAUUUCAAAACAGGAAAUGAUGUAAGGAGAGUUGGUGGAAACAAAAAAGGAAUGUUCACAAGAGAACGCCAGCCGAAAGAUAGUGCCCACUUUUUGAGAAAACGCUACUGGAAUUUGGCUCGUAAACUCAACAAUGUCAAGUUACCUACUGAUUUAGAAGAAUACGUGUUGAGUUAAAUAUUAAAAAUGUAACAAUAAAUUAUUGUUUAAAAUUGGUUGUAUUUGCAAACUUCGCUAUAAAUCUUAAUUAUCAUUAUCUUAUCACAUCAGCGAUUAAAAACUGAAAAGUAUGUACGUACCUAGAUUAUUGAUAAUUUACCUACAUACUUUUACAUAAUAUAUACAUUUAUCGUAUUAACUGAAAGGCAACGACAAUAACUCAAUUAGCACAAAUAGGCAGGUCCAUUGAAAUUUUUAAAUUUUUCGAUUUUUUAAUUAUUCAAUUUAUUUUUUAAAUU
This is a messenger RNA of Psylliodes chrysocephalus, 2482 nucleotides long. Lineage: Eukaryota; Metazoa; Arthropoda; Insecta; Coleoptera; Chrysomelidae. The record is from the annotation of a GenBank genome assembly.